GAUAACAUGAGAUCAACCAACUCGUACGCUCGUCCAGAAUCACCGACUUGCAGUGAAACAUCAAGGAAUUCUUCCAUCGAUAACUCUUUGACACCUCACAGCUCGGAAAUGGAUUACCCAUCAAACAUUCAUCUUCGAGGUGUCAGUCCAAUCAACUAUAGCAAUGACCAAACCCAAUACAACCCGAUGACAGCUGUGUGGAAUCAAUUUGGAAACUACGGAGUCCCACUGUUCAACUACCAAAUGACACCUCCAUCAAGUCCCGGAUCAUCAUCUUCAUCAUUUUCUGAACCCGAGGAUUUAUCAGUUCGCAAUGACAUUCCACUUCCUGCACUUUUCCAUGUUUUCGAAGAAGCUCCAACUGCCACAUCUGUUAGUCCGAAAAACUACCGUUUCAAGUGUGAAGUGUGUUCGAAAAUGUACUCAACCUCGAUCGGCCUGGCCAAGCAUCAGCAAUAUCAUUGCAACCAGGAGAAGAAACCUCAUUCUUGUCAGGAGUGUGGAAAAAUUUACACAACCAUGGGAGCCCUCAAGAUGCACAUCCGUACUCACACUUUACCCUGCAAGUGUCCGAUUUGUGGAAAAGCCUUUUCCCGACCAUGGCUCUUGCAAGGACACAUUCGUACUCAUACUGGUGAAAAGCCAUUCCAAUGUUCAGAUUGCAACCGUUCUUUCGCCGAUCGUUCGAAUUUGCGUGCCCAUCAGCAGACUCAUGUGGAUGUGAAGAAAUACGCUUGCCAAGUUUGCAACAAGUCCUUCUCAAGGAUGUCACUUCUCAAUAAGCAUGCUAGCUCCAAUUGUACAAUUACAAUUGUUUGAGUUUAGAUGUAGAAUUGAUGGUGGAUCAAAGAGGAUAGUUUUUUAGAAGAAAAAUACAGCUAAAAUACCAAAAAUUAAAUAAGACUUGCGCAAGAUGAGUAACAAAAC
This is a messenger RNA of Episyrphus balteatus (marmalade hoverfly), 927 nucleotides long. It is a transcript of the gene sna, whose product is annotated as protein snail. The coding region runs from base 7 to 819 and encodes 270 amino acids. The record is from RefSeq and is a predicted model, not a curated record. The transcript has a single exon. Gene Ontology annotation, biological process: regulation of DNA-templated transcription. NCBI's taxonomy places the organism in Eukaryota, Metazoa, Arthropoda, Insecta, Diptera, Syrphidae. Gene Ontology annotation, molecular function: RNA polymerase II cis-regulatory region sequence-specific DNA binding; DNA-binding transcription factor activity, RNA polymerase II-specific.